Molecule: messenger RNA, 3796 nt
Organism: Cutaneotrichosporon oleaginosum
Lineage: Eukaryota; Fungi; Basidiomycota; Tremellomycetes; Trichosporonales; Trichosporonaceae
Source: RefSeq, a predicted model, not a curated record
AUCCACUCCCAUCCUUCCUUGCGGGUCAUCGCACUGUGACAUUCACCUCGCCUCAUUGAUCCGCGAUCCAGCGCACUCCAUUCUACCCCGACGUGGCAUUCAAGGACGCGUCUCGCGUCGUUUCUAGCACACCAUGCCACCUCAAUCGUCGGACCCCAAGAUCAAUACACUCCUGCACAAGAUUGCGUCCGAGCGCCGCAACUUGGAGGGUGCCAAGGCCAUCAUCCGCACGGUCGAGGCAUCAAGCCGCAAUGAGCAAGUGAUCCAGCAAGCACAGAAUGAGAUCCGUGCCGCGAACGAAUCGAUUCAAUUCUUGGAGGCCGAGCUCUCCAGGUUGCGCCUCACGGACGGAAGCGGAGCAGGAUCGUCUGAUCCCGUGAGGCAGCCCACAACUACGAUGACCCAUGACCGAAGGGCUUCCCCCCCUUCCCCCCCGCCCCCACCUCCGCCCAAGCCCAAGCCGUACUCGCAGCUCGACCUCUUGCGUUAUGGCACGCCCUUGACAGGUCCCAAGAUUGCGCGCAUGCUCAAACAGCUCAAGUUUAAGCUCCAAGUAGAGGAGCAGUACAAACUCGGCAUUGAGAAAAUGAUACACGCGUACGGGAAUGACCGGCGGUUGCGCGCUGAGGCCGAGGCCAAACGCCUCGAGUCGGACGCCAAAAUCCAGCUGCUUAGCGCGGCCAAGAAGCGCUACGAGGGGCUCGAGUUUGCAGCCGUUGAUGACGACCCAGACUUCUUUAUCCUCGAUAACAAGCGCAAGGAGGCGCUCCGCAAGCCCAUUCAAGGCCAACUCAUCAUUUCGGUUUUGUCCGCGACUGAUCUCAAUCACCGCGUCGCCCGCCGUUCAUCCAAGCUUCACACUGAAUCAGUCGUCGCUGUCAAGAUCGAGGGUGUCGAACGUGGAGUGUCUAGCGGGUCCCGCAAUGAUCGGUGGAACGAGGACUUUGAGCUUCCAGUCGAGCGUGCCAACGAGGUGGAGAUCACUAUCUAUGACUCGAUCGGGCCAAGCGAGCAUGUCCCCAUCGGCAUCUUGUGGCUGCGUGUGUCCGACUUGAUGGAGGCACAGCGUCGCCAGAAGACGGCAGCUGAGGCGGCUGGACCCGGGUGGGUCACUGCCGACAAGGCGGCGUCCCUCGGCAGGGCUGGAGGUGCGGCCGACUCUACGUCUCUCCACCAGCCCCAGGGCAACCAGACUCUUGCCCCGCAGGGUGGUGCCCCCGGAGGGUUGGGCAGGAGCGAAGCGAUCGAUGGCUGGUUCGCCGUUGAACCAGCAGGUGCGCUCCACCUAAAGCUCGACUUUGUGAAGGACACCGUGGCUGGUGGCGGUCGCCGCCCCUACGAGGCUCUUGGGCGACAGGGCGCCGUGCGCAAGCGCAAGGGCGAUGUGCACGAGAUGAACGGGCAUAAGUUUGUUCAGCGCCAGUUCUACCAGCCCAUCAUGUGCGCGCUGUGCCAGGAGUUCCUCCUCACGGGCGAAGGUUACCAGUGCGAGGACUGCCGUUACGCUUGCCACAAAAAGUGCUACCCCAAGGUGGUCACCAAGUGCAUCUCCAAGACGAACGCAGACGGCGAGGAUGAGGAGAAGAUCAACCACCGCAUCCCUCAUCGCUUCCAACCGUUCACGAACAUGUCCGCCAACUGGUGCUGCCACUGUGGCUAUAUGCUGCCGUUUGGCCGCACGAAGGCCGUCAAGUGCACUGAAUGUGGGGUCAAUUGUCACCAGAGCUGCUCCCACCUGGUCCCCAAUUUCUGUGGCAUGACCAUGGAGAUGGCCAACGAGCUCUUGUCAAAGCUGCAGUCGAUCAAGUCGAUGCAGGGCGCCAAGAAGGACCAGGCCAUGUCUUCCUCAAGCAGGCUGCCUUUGCCCUCCACCCAGCCGCCCAUACAAGUUACCCCACCCCCGACCCAGCAGCAGCAGCAGCAGACAGCCCCGAGCACGCCGCGCCCAUCCUACACCCCGCCCGACCGCGUCAAGCCCUCCCCAUCGCCCUCGCAACAGUCGUACAACAACUACCGUCCUCCGGUGCAGCAACAGGGGCAGCAGCAACAACCUCCGCCCCAGCCGAGGCCACUCCCGUCACCAUCGGGCUCCCACCGCCUCAGCUACGAUGGACGGUCAUCCGCGUUGGAGCAGGGCCCGCUGUCGACGCCUUCCCAACAGCCUCCUCGCAUCCCCUCACCUCAGCCAUACAGCCAGACGCAGCCGCAGGCUUCACCGCAGAAGCCUAUGAGUGGGUACCGGCCGCCCAUACCUGCACCGCUGCCGACGGUCUCCAUGCCAUCAGCGCACCCAUCACGACCGGAGCCCGACCGGCGGCAGCAGCAGCAGAUGAUCCCAGCACCGAUGUCGCCCGCGAAGACCGUACAGCGCAAGAGAAAGAUCGGCCUCGACGACUUUAACUUCCUCGCAGUGCUCGGCAAGGGCAACUUCGGAAAGGUCAUGCUGGCAGAGGAGCGCAUGACAAGCAACCUCUACGCCAUCAAGGUGCUGAAGAAGGAGUUCAUCAUCGAGAACGACGAGGUGGAGAGCACACAGUCAGAGAAGCGAGUCUUCCUCGCCGCAGCCGAGGAGCGCCACCCCUUCCUGCUUGGCCUGCACUCAUGUUUCCAGACCGAAACGCGUGUCUACUUUGUCAUGGACUACAUCUCGGGAGGCGACCUGAUGCUGCACAUUCAGCGCAAGCAGUUCACGCUCCGCCAGGCCAAGUUCUACGCGUGCGAGGUUCUGCUUGCGCUCCAAUACUUCCACUCAAAGGGCAUCAUCUACCGCGACCUCAAGCUCGACAACAUUCUGCUCACGCUCGACGGGCACGUCAAGGUCGCCGACUACGGUCUGUGCAAGGAGGACAUGUGGCACGGACGAACCACGACCACAUUCUGCGGCACGCCAGAGUUCAUGGCUCCCGAGAUUCUGCAGGAGCAACCCUAUGGCCGUGCUGUGGACUGGUGGGCGUUUGGUGUGCUUACGUACGAAAUGCUUCUCGGUCAGUCGCCGUUCCGCGGCGACGACGAGGACGAGAUCUUCGACGCCAUCAUCGAGGACGAGCCGCUGUACCCGAUCACGAUGCCGCGCGACGCCGUCUCGCUUCUCCAGAGGCUCCUGACACGCGACCCCAUGCGCCGCCUGGGCGCCGGCGAGAGCGACGCCGAGGAGAUCAAGCGCCACCAGUUCUUCGCCGACGUCAACUUCGACGACGUGUACCACAAGCGCAUCCCGCCCCCGUACUUCCCGACGAUCGGCAACGCGACGGACACGUCCAACUUCGACCAGGAGUUCACGCGCGAGCAGCCGACCCUCACGCCCGUCCACACACAGCUCACGGCCAAGGACCAGGCUGAGUUCGCCGGCUUCAGCUGGAUCGCGCCCUGGGCGACCGCGCCGUAAGCUGUGCCGCUCCAUUCCUUUGGGGCACAGCAGAUAACUGCCGUUCUGUUGCCCGGCGGGAGCCACGCCCCGGGUAUGUGAAACGUUGGCAACGUAGAAUUAGUUAACUUGCACGUACGAAGCAUGCAAGAUGCUGCGAUAGAGCGUGCGCGUGUCGGCGCACCGCGCCUCUGUUAUGAUUUAAUGUGAUUCCUGGGCGUAAUCCUUACACGUGGUUACCUCGAGCUUGUUAGCGGUGUCGCGUACAUUUGGAGCAAUGCAAGGGCCUCGUCCAGCUCGUCCUCCGCCUGAGCGGAUCCCACAUGCGUCCGCACGCAACAGACACGCCUGCAGCGCCCUCCAUCAGGCCUUAAGGACCAUAGAGAGUCGUCAUCCCGGCCGGGCGUAGCCUGGCCAGCCGUUGAGUGCGCC